UGUCCACAGUCAAGACACGGAGACUUUCCUCUCUCCAGUAAUUUCAAUUCUCACAGCAGGUUGAAAAGCUUUCUGAUGUGAAAAGCUUUCAAUUCUCAGGAAAAUCGUGAAAAAUGGAGGAUAAGGAGCCGAAGAACCGCAGAAGAAGCGGCCACGCUCUGACUCUGAUAACUCGAAACGGAUUGAUGCUGCACUUCUCCAGUAUCAGAAUCAGAGACUUGUUCAGCAAUUAGACUUGCAGAAGCAGGAGUUGCUUGAUCUGGAAGUCAAAAUGAAAGAGCUGAGAGAUAAACAAGCCUCUUAUGAUUCAGUGUUGAUUACAAUUAAUAGACUCUGGAAUCAGUUAGAUGGUGAACUAAUCCUUCUGGGAGUACGAGCUGGGGCUGGUAAAACAGCUCUGCACAGUUCUGAUCAAGUUGAUCGAUUACAAGGUCCAAUGCCAUCAUGUCGUGCAGAAGAUAUUUUUCUUUGCAGGCUACUGCAAACAAAUGCAAUUGAAAGCACCGGAAGUGAUGGAGCUAAUGGAUAUAUCAAAGAAGGCCUAGCUCGGCGUCAGGCUUCUACAAGGGCAUUGAUGAAAUUGUUGGAAGAUGCUAUUGAAGCUCAGAGAGCUAAAAUAGAGAACAUAUCGCAGGCUUUUCAUGGAAAAUCAUCUGCAGAAGAUUUUGUGCUCAUACUGGGAAAGAUUGAUGCUUUAAUGAAAGAGGAAGUUGAUAAUCUGCACAAGGUGAUGGAUAUCCUUCAUGUGAAGCAUAAAGAAUAUUUGAUGAGAUCCAGACCUGUAUUGAGAACAACUCAGUUGAUCAAUCAGAGAUAAAGAGACUUAAUGGUGAGCUGGAAGAAAGCAUGGCAGAACUUGAGGAGAGUAGAAGAAAGCUUGUGAAUCUGAGAAUGCAGAAAGAGGGGCCUUCUGCAGUACAAUCCCCCAUAUCAGUUGUUGCAAAUGGAACUGCAUCUCCUGAAAAACCUGCAGACAGGGCCAAACGUUUACGAGGACUGAAGGAUUCGAUUGAGGAGACAAAGGUGUUGCUCUCUUUCUCUGUGAUUGUGCGUCUCAAUGAUCGUCUUGCCGAGGUUCAAGAGAUGCAGGAAGACAAUCUCAGCUUGUUAAAGCAGUUGCAGGACCUUCAGAAUGAACUGAAGGAUGAUAAAUGUGUGUAUUCUUCUCGUCCUUACACCUUACUGAAUGAUCAGCUCCAGCACUUGAAUUCUGAAGCCGAUCGGUACAAAGUGCUUGCAGAGUCAGUGCAGGCUGAGAGAUCUUUGAUAAUCCGAAGGGAGAAGGAACUUUCUGUAAAAGCAGAAUCUGCGGAGGCUGCAAGAAAGGGGGUUGAGAACUUAGAAGCCAAGAUUGAGGAGUUAGAGAAUCAACUUCAUAAGUCGAUUGUUGAGAAAAAUGAGCUGGAGGUUAAGAUGGAAGAAGCUUUGCAGGAUACAGGUAGAAAAGAUGUUAAAGAAGAGUUUCAGAUUAUGGCUUCUGCUUUAUCAAAGGAAAUGGGAAUGAUGGAAGCUCAAUUGAAUCGGUGGAAGGAGACAGCCGAAGAGUCCCUUUCCUUGCACGAAGAAGUCCAGUCGCUGAAAGCUUUGGUGGACAGUAAGACUACUGAAGAGAAAGACUUGGCUGAUAGAUGUGCACAUCAAAUGGGAGUGAUCAAGUCUUUGAAGGCAUACAUUGAGAAGAUGCAGAAGGAAAAAGAAGAGCUACAAAUAUUUGUGGACAUGCUUGGUCAGCAAAUAUAUGACAAUAGAGAUGUGAAGGAAAUUAAAGAGUCGGAGCAAAGAGCGCAUGCUCAAGCUAAAAUUUUGAGAAAUACUUUAGAUGAACACGGCCUUGAAUUGAGAGUGAAGGCUGCUAAGGAAGCUGAGGCAGCUUGUGAGGAAAGGCUUGCCGCUGCUGAAGCCGAGAAAGCUUCUUUGAGGGAUGAAGUAGAUGCCUGUGACAGGGAUGUUUUAAAGCUUCAAGAGGCUAUCAAACUAAAAGAAGCUGAGGCAGAAGCAUAUAUUUCUGAAAUUGAGACUAUUGGUCAAGCAUAUGAAGAUAUGCAGAUGCAGAACCAGCGUCUCUUACAGCAGGUGACUGAAAGGGAUGAUUACAAUAUUAAGCUGGUAUCUGAGAGCGUGAACGCAAAGCAGGCACACAAUUUGUUAUUGUCUGAGAAGCAAGCAUUAAGCAAGCAACUUCAUCGAGCUAACGCAAUGCUGGACUCUCUGAAAUUGAGAAUUUCUCAAUGUGAAGAGCAGGUCAAAGUUCAUCUGAUGGAAGCUUCAAGGUACAUAGAAGAAGAUAGACAGCUUGCAGCAGACCUAGAAACUUCAAAAAGGGAACUAGUGGAUGCUGAGAAGGAAGUUAAAUGGCUGAAAUCUGCUGUUGCAUCAUCUGAAAAGGAAAAUGAGCAGAUUGAACGAAAGAAGGCUGAACUUCUAUUGGAAUUGGAGAGUGAGAGAGAAGCAAGGAAGAAGAUUCAGGAAGAGAUUGCCACAUGGAACAAAUCUAUCGAUGAGAUGACUUCUGAGAAUGAGGAAGCUGAAAUUCUGAGACUUCAGGACGAAAUUAAGGAGUGCAAAGCUAUUCUCAAGUGCGGGGUGUGUUUUGAUCGUCCUAAGGAGGUUCUUAUUGCCAAGUGUUAUCAUCUAUUUUGCAAUCCAUGCAUCCAAAGAAAUCUAGAGAUCCGCCAUCGAAAGUGUCCAGCUUGUGGAAUGGCAUUUGGGCAAAGCGAUGUUAAAUUUGUAAAGAUUUGAAGGCACGUAGUUAAGAUGUCUAAAAUAGAACUCAGUUUUCAAGUGGAAACCUUGAGAUAAUAUGUAAUUUUGUGGAGGACUGCAUCCCCAGGAGAAGCUAUUUAGAUUACAGAAACUCUCGGUCUAAAUUCUC
Coffea arabica (coffee) is the source of this 2872-nucleotide messenger RNA. Its product is annotated as E3 ubiquitin-protein ligase BRE1-like 2. Gene Ontology annotation, cellular component: HULC complex; nucleus. The record is from RefSeq and is a predicted model, not a curated record. NCBI's taxonomy places the organism in Eukaryota, Viridiplantae, Streptophyta, Magnoliopsida, Gentianales, Rubiaceae. Gene Ontology annotation, molecular function: metal ion binding; ubiquitin protein ligase activity.